CGGCGCGAACGAACGCCGAGGCCGGACGAGCGAGGCCGGACGGGCGAGCGCGCGGACAAAUGCGCGCGAUCCAGCCCGCGCUCCGGGACGCGCCGCGGACGACGCGCGGCGCGCGCGCGACGACGACGUCGACGUCGAGCGCGCGGCGAAAGAUGGCGUCCGCGGCGCGACGGGGACGCGCGGUGAAGGCGCAUCACGGCGGCGCGGGAGGGGAUCACGGAAGCAUGGAUAACGAUAACGGAUCGAGCGCGCCGCACGCGUGGAACUCGCAGCAAGUCGUGGAAUCGCUCGCGAAGACGUUCCUCGGCGGAUCGACGGCGGGCGCGGCGUCGAGGAGAGACAUAUCCACGCGAGCGUGGCUGUGCGAUCUCUCGGACGAGGCGACGACGGACGAAGAGUGCGCGACGUCGCGGAGAACGAUCAUCAAGGCGAGGGAGAUGGAGGUGAAGAAUGGCGUGUUGCGAUCGAGUCCUCGACCGUCGGGCGCGGCGUUUUUGAAGGAAUUGGAGCUGUACGCGACGCUGCGGAGACACGAAUCCGCCGUCGUCGUCGCGAAAUUGAAGCGACCGACGAUUCUCACGGACGAAACGAGCGGUGAGAGCGUGGCGUUCGUUGACGCGGAAGAUUUAGCGAUGGAUGACGACGAACGCAACGAAAACGACGCGUUACUGUCGAAUUAUUGCCUCACGUGCCCGCUGCGAAGCGGCGACGAAGAGCCGUCGAUGUGUGGAUUCGAGUGCGCGAUUCGUUCGCGUAUCGAGGCGCGUUCGAAGGCGCCGCUCACGACGUACCGCGCCGCCGUGUUUUCGACGAAGGCGGGCGAUUUGGAGGAAUUCCUCAUCACUAGUACGAGUUCUGGUUCGCACACGACGCGGCGAGCGCAGUUUAGCAACGCUUUGCGCGAAAAACUGGGAAUCAAUCACCGGUCGCUCGUUUAGGGCUAAUUCGUGCUUUUUCAUCGCAACAACGCUAGCUAAUGUAUCAUAGGUGUCUAGAGAUUCUUUGUAAUUUUUUGUAGAUUUUUCGCGCG
This is a messenger RNA of Ostreococcus lucimarinus CCE9901, 1030 nucleotides long. RefSeq lists its product with no specific name. NCBI's taxonomy places the organism in Eukaryota, Viridiplantae, Chlorophyta, Mamiellophyceae, Mamiellales, Bathycoccaceae. The record is from RefSeq and is a predicted model, not a curated record. The coding region runs from base 153 to 938 and encodes 261 amino acids. The transcript has a single exon.